Lotus japonicus is the source of this 1512-nucleotide messenger RNA. RefSeq lists its product as uncharacterized. Bases 1 to 1512 code for a protein of 503 amino acids. The record is from RefSeq and is a predicted model, not a curated record. Lineage: Eukaryota; Viridiplantae; Streptophyta; Magnoliopsida; Fabales; Fabaceae. The transcript has 4 exons.
AUGUCUCAAGUCUCAGGAAAGCAAGAUUCCAUCAAAGGCAAGAUUGAGAAGACCUCUUCUGGAGUCAAGGUUAUGGGUUUGAAUGCGCAGGCCUCCGCUCAACCUAAGAAGGCUUUUGCAAGAAAGGAUUCAAGAACUCCCGCCAGAAAGCGCUACAUGUCGAGUGAUGAGGCCGAUGUUGAAGCAUCUUCUCCUCAAACUGAAAUUCCCGUGUCCAAUGUGCCUGAUAAGGAGAAUUCACCAUCUCAGGAUUCAUCCUCUGCGUCCAAGAACUCAGAACAAGAGAAUGAAGCCCACGAGGAGGUCGCUUCUGAGGAGUCUACCAAAUCUCCUCCAUCUGUUCAUGAAAUUUCAGAUGCUGAUGACUCAGAUGAUGUUCCUCUGGCAAGUGUGGCUGCCAGGAUGAAGAAGAGAAGAAGAGUUUCUGUUGAAGACACCCCCUCUGGUUCACAAAAGAAGGCCAAAUCCACUAUGGAUGUGAAGAGCAAAGGUAAACAAAAGGUUGUGGAUUCCUCUCACAAAAAGGUGAAGAAAACUGCUGAGAAGAAGAAAAUUCCAAGGAUUGAUUUGGAAUCUGAGUCAGAUGUUGAAGCUGAUGUCCAGGACAUUCAGACUUCUGAGAAGAAGAAAUUCUCUGGUAAGCGAAUUCCUUUCGAUGUUCCUUCUUUCCCUAUUGAUAAUGUUUCCUUUCAUGCUGGUGAGAAUGUUCUCAAGUGGAAGUAUGUUUGCAACCGUCGGAUUGCAAAAGAAAGGGAGAUUGGCAAGGAUGUGCUUGAGUGUAGGAUGAUUGUUGCUCUCAUUGACCGGGCUGGUCUAAGGAAGACUGUCAUGGAUAUUGGAAAAUGCUAUGAGAAGCUAGUGAAAGAGUUCCUAGAUAAUUUGACAGAUGAUGUUGGCAUUCCUGGAAGUGCUGAAUUCAGGAAAGUUUAUGUGCGAGGGAGGUGUGUAACCUUUUCCCCUGCUGUGAUCAACCAAGCCCUUGGAAGAAGUGUUGUGGAGUUUGUUGAGGAAGAACUGUCUUUGGACAGGGUUGCCAAGGAACUCACUGCUAGACAAGUGAAGAAGUGGCCGGCUAAGAAGCUUUUAUCUACAGGGUUGUUGAGUGUGAAGUAUGCUAUUCUAAACAGGAUAGGAGUGGUGAAUUGGAUUCCUUCUCAUCAUACCUCUGCUGUCUCUGCAAUUUUAGUCAAGCUGAUCUACAGAAUUGGAACUGAGAUUCCUUUUGAUUUUGGCUCUUUGCAUCCUGAUAUACUCAGAAUGGAUGAUGUGACUUUUCCUAAGGAUACCCCUAUCACUUUGGAUCAUCGUUUGUUCCUGGAUCCCCAUGUCCUGGACAUUGAUAUGCCAUCUCGCAGGACAUCAAUUCCUGUAUCUAUCAAGGUUGCUACUGAGAGGAAAUUGAAGGUGGAUUCUUUGCUUCUCAAGCUUAAAGAGGAGGCAGGUCUUGAGGAUGUAGCUGAGGAGGAAGGAUCUGAAGAACUUGCAGAAGAGACUUCAUCUUCUGGCAUUUAA